Messenger RNA from Poecile atricapillus (Black-capped chickadee), 1569 nucleotides. RefSeq names its product serine/threonine-protein kinase PAK 3-like. Gene Ontology annotation, molecular function: ATP binding; protein serine/threonine kinase activity. Gene Ontology annotation, cellular component: cytoplasm. NCBI's taxonomy places the organism in Eukaryota, Metazoa, Chordata, Aves, Passeriformes, Paridae. The transcript has 12 exons. The coding region runs from base 1 to 1569 and encodes 522 amino acids. The record is from RefSeq and is a predicted model, not a curated record. Gene Ontology annotation, biological process: regulation of actin cytoskeleton organization; regulation of axonogenesis; protein phosphorylation.
AUGGGGGUACAGUCUGCAGACGUGUGCAGCGCAGCCAAAAUGAUGCAGCAAGUGGUUGCUGCAGUUGGCACUCUGUUCUCUGUGGCUUAUUCGGGGUAUUUUUUAACCCACUUGGCACGGCACCUCACGCGUGGAUCCCGAGCAGCUCCUCCUUCGGGCACCAAAGCAGCAUCAUCUCCUCCUCUGGCUCCCUCUGCUUGCAAAGAGGAGGCCAAAGAGGAGGAAGAGAGCAGUGAACUUCCCGCUGUUCUGGGAGACGAGGGCGAACACCCCGCGGUUUGGGAAUACAACGGCGAGGCUCCCGCGGUGUGUGACAAGGACAGUGGACAUCUCCCAGAGUGGGACGAGGAUGGUGGACAUCCUGUGGCUUGGGAAGAGGAGGGUGAACAUCUUCCAGCAUGGGAAGCGGACAGAGAAUGUCCCAUGGCUUGGAAAGAUGAUGAUGAACCUGCAGCUUUUUGGGAAGAGGACAGAGAAGCUGCAGAGUUUUGGGAAGAGGAAAGAGAAGCUGCUGUGCUUUGGAAAGAGGAUGAAGAACCUCCCUCUGCUCCUGAAGAGGACACUGAAGCUCCCUGUGCUGCAGGAUCCUGGGCUGAACAUUCUGACAGCAGCACAGCCCUGCAGCCAGAGGGGAGCGGGGAGUGGAGCCUGAUGCAGCUGAGUACGUCUGCUCUGUUCCUGUGUGCCAGAGCAGGGUGCUGGAACACCGUGAGUGUGGGGGAGCCUGCUGAGAAAUACCUGGAACUGGAGCAGAUUGGCCAAGGGGCUUUUGGAACCGUUUCCAAAGGACUCGACAGGGCCACUGGAGGAGAGGUGGCCAUCAAGAAAAUGAGUCUCAGAGGGCAGAACAGGGAACGAGCUGUGAAUGAGGUCGUGGUCCUGAAGGACAAGAAGAACCCCAACAUUGUCAAUUCUUUGGACAGCUUCCUUGUUGAUGGAGAUCUCUGUCUGGUGAUGGAAUACAUGGAUGGAGGAACUUUGCAGGACGUUGUCAGACGGACACGCAUGGCUGAAGGAGAGAUGGCAGCUGUCAGUCAGGAGUGUCUGCAGGGCCUGGAUUUCCUCCAUUCCAUCCGGGUGAUCCACAGAGAUCUGAAGAGCUCCAACAUCCUUCUGGGAAUGGACGGCUCUGUCAAGCUGGCUGAUUUUGGCCUCUGCGCUCAGCUCAGCCCUGAGCAGGACCAGUGCAGCUCCAUGGUGGGCACUGCUCACUGGAUGGCCCCAGAAGUUGUGACCAGUUCUCCUUACGGCCCCAAGGUGGACAUCUGGUCCUUUGGCAUUGUGACCAUCGAGAUGGUGGAAGGAGAACCUCCUUACUUCCAGCAAACGGGGGCCAUGGCUCGCGCUCUGAUCCGGCAGAACGGGACCCCGCAGCUGCAGGAGCCCAGGCGCCUGUCGGCUCUGCUGCGGGACUUCCUCGAGUGCAGCCUGGAGCCGGACGAGGAGCGGCGCUACUCUGCCCAGGAGCUGCUGCAGCACCCAUUUUUAUCAUCAGCCAAGCCUCUCUCCAGCCUGACCCCUCUGAUCACUGCAGCAAAGCAACUGAGGGAGCAGCAGAGGAGGAGAUGA